AUGAUAUUCAACCCUCACCUGAUGGCCCUGGCUAUUGUCCCAGGCCUUGUAUCAGCAACUCCAGCUCCAACUUCUGGAGCUAUCUUUCUGCAACGCACCCCGACCGUCCAACCAGGUGAACUCAUAACAGACGCCGUCGCCCGUCUCAAUCUACCCACCCAGCAUCGUCUGAAUGGAACUACAGCUACUACCUCCCCCGCCUGUGCAUUCAGACAUAAUUAUAACUCCUCUGCCUCCGAGCUCUCCGCCCCUCUCGCAUACGUCAACCCAGCCCUCUUCAGGGUGGGACAAGGAACCAGCAACAGCAGCGCUCACUCCAACAGCACGGAUCUCUGCGGCACUUCCAUUAUUGUUAUCAAUCCCCUUUUGACCAAGGUGGUAGCUGCUACGGUCGCAGGCAGUUGUGGGAACUGCUCAAUGUAUGAUGUUGAGCUUUCGAGGGCGGCAUGGCAAGAUUUAGCAGGAGCAGGAGCAGGAGCAGGGGCAUUGGGGGGAGACGGAGGGGAGUGGGGAGGGGCAAUGGGGAAUCAGAGGGAUUGA
Molecule: messenger RNA, 540 nt
Organism: Histoplasma capsulatum G186AR
Lineage: Eukaryota; Fungi; Ascomycota; Eurotiomycetes; Onygenales; Ajellomycetaceae
Exons: 2
Coding region: 1-540 (179 amino acids)
Source: RefSeq, a predicted model, not a curated record